Debaryomyces tyrocola is the source of this 393-nucleotide messenger RNA. Lineage: Eukaryota; Fungi; Ascomycota; Pichiomycetes; Serinales; Debaryomycetaceae. The record is from the annotation of a GenBank genome assembly.
AUGGUUCCGGUGAGUAGCUGCGAUCGUUCAAAUUUAGCCAACAAUUUUCCUGUACUGCAUGUGCACCAGUCAAAUGUGCUUGAAUCAAACGAAUCCUCAUCAAUUUUGAGACGAAGGACUCUCACCGUUUCGCAUACGUCGACAUUCGGGCCAACCGGUGCCCGGCCCUUUUUAGCCCCGGAACCCAGGCCUCUCCCGGUGGAUGCCGUUUUCCUAUCAAUUAGUUCCAGCUUCCGUCACUACACCAAAACCAUCCAUUCAGUAGGAAGCACAUUCCGCCUACCAAAGCAUGGCGCUACAAUACAUGAAAUAUUCCUCAAAUCAAAAUGCCUCCCAAAUACAAACGGUGGGGGACGGUGGGGGGAAUCACCCAUCUUACUAUUAUCAAUAUAA